CCCACAAACACAAAGAACCAUCUUAAACCCCCAUAUCCAUCCUCAUCCUCAUCCUCAUCCUCUAUAUCCCCCGCUCCUCUCUCCAACACCACCAACCUUCACACCUUCAUACUCUCUCAAAACAACCUCCUCAACUCUCGCUGCAAACGGUUGCUACCUCUACCAUCCUCUCCUGACGCUCUUUUCAACCUUCUCGAGAGACAUAAUUGAGACAUCACCAAUUUGCCAAGGGCUUGGGUUCUUACAUUUCAACAGCAGCGCCACCAAUCGAUCGUCAUCCGGGAUACAGAACCAGAGGAUCACCCUUUGCUCAACGGCCUUCGCGCAUACGAUCAACUCAUUUUCGGCCUCCAGCCAAGAUUUUGCUCUUAUCUACGACCUUUCGAGGACGCAAAUAGCCCUUUUGGAUCAUUAAUCCAUAUCCGCAAUGUCGCGGAACCUCUUAUAGCACAACGGUCCUCAGGGACGCCCCAAAGUAUAGGGUACUCGACGACGAGCACAUACAUACCCUCCGACGACUAUAACAGCGUCAGGCACUCUUUUCGCCUCAGCAGACCCCCUUCGUCGGAGCUACUGCGCAAUUUCAGCCUUACCAACGCACCGUUCGCUAUUACAUGUUCGAGAACUGUCUUGCUACGGACGAUAUCUCGCUAUCAUAUAGCCUUAUAACAAGCGACGACGCUGCUGCAGACUCUUUAUAUUCACAUCAUCAAGACCUCUAGCAACAAUGCCGAGAGAUACUGUUCGCCUUCUCGACGAGGACGAUCUCAUCAGAUGGCGCGAAGGAACCAUGACGGCCAUCCCCUCAAAGGACGAGCCCGGAGGUGCCCCCGACGCCAUUACCCAUUCCAACCUCUCAUCCACGAAACUACCAACGCUCACCGACUUCCACAAGGCCAAUAUCCAGCUUCGGGCCGAUACCAAGACAUCACUUCUCACAAAGGCGCUACAGCCAAGCCAAGACGAUAACAACGAUGAGACCUACAUGGCCAUUGAUAUGGCACGCAACCGCUCGUCCAGAAGCACAACGAGCAGCGCAUCCACGGCAGAUCUCACUUCCGAUGGAGGCCUUACCAGCCCUACACGCACAAGCACUCCGAGUCCCCCGUUUCCACCUUCCAGUUACAUGUCCUUGGCACCUUAUACGUUAGGACCUAAACUGUCACAAACUGCAUUCGCCCGCGCACAGCAGAAGAGCCAGGACCCCGCCCUAGCGCAACAGGUGGCAGCAUCGACCGUUCCGAAACCCGAUCCUGUCGUGGAAGCUCUCGUCAAGAAGCGAUGCAUCUCAUUCGCUUGUGCUGCUCAGAAGCCACAAGACUUUAUCAAGUCGACACCUUCCGCUACUCAUCCCAAGAACACAGCUGGUACGACGACGACUACGACAGCGCCAAAACGCACAAUCAAAUUUGCUUGUAACGGGCCGCAACCAGAUAGGCAGGCCGUCAAGGUCGUUGAACCUGCCAAGGUUGCUCCGCCCCUCACAGCCACUCCUGCGUCCCCAGCCAAGCCUGGACGUCACACCAUCCGGUCGCCUAUAUUGUCGAGAAAACUGCGCUCGUCCACGCCACAGCCGAAGGCUCAGCGUGAUUCGACAUUUACCAUACGUCGGGCGUCGCAAAGCCCAGCUGCGGUCCGCAGCCGCAAGCCGAAAUACAUCGUUGCCGAUGAGGAGGCCCUCGAGUCAUCUGAAGCUACGCGUUUCCACGAGUUCGCUAGCGAUGAGCCGCAAGAGGAUGACUGGAUUCGCAAGGACACGUCUACCAUCAAGGGAAAGCUGACCAUCCACGACACUCUCAAGAAGGAGAACGCCAUCCGACAGCUUGGCAAGGAAGCUGAGGAGGAGGCUCUUGAGGAUGACGAGGAUGACGAGGAUGACGAGGAUGAUGAUGAUGAUGAUGAUGACGAGGGGAACGAUGAUGAGGACGACGAGGACGAGGACGAGGAUGAGGACGACGAGGAUGAUGAGGAUGACAACACCAUGGAUGGCUCGGAUGUUGACCUGGGCGCCUCCGACGGCAACGAGACCGAUAACGAGGCCGGGUUUGCAGACUCAGAUGAGGAAAGCGACCGUGGCGGAGAGUUUCACUUCUGGUCACCUGGAAUGUCGACUGGCGAGGCCAGCGCAUUCAGGUCGUCAGUUCCCAGAGCUCCAUCCGAGUCAUCCAUUGACUCUCUGAGCCACAUGAGCCCCACUCUCAAUAGAACGGGCGGAACCCGCAAAUCGAAGGGAACUCGCAAGAUCAGAAUUCGCCCGGGCACUCCCGACCUACCCGACAGCACCGACUUCGUCUGCGGUACUCUCGACGAGGAUAGGCCGUUGGAAGAGGCAUACGUCUCCUGCAUGGAAGCACGCAAGCGCGAGAAGCGCCACGUCAUCCCACAAGACAUCGACCCAAGUUUCCCUACAUCCGACCCCGAGGACGGAGAGGACGAGAACAACGAAGUUGAGAAGCCGAACGAUAGCGAUGAGGGACUCUGGCUUCAUGGCAAGUUUGAGGAUUCGGAUUCCGAAACCCGCCACAGAAGACGCACUCGCAAGUCUCCCAAGCAUUCUCCUAAACGUCUCGUCUCCCCGCCUCCACAGAAAUACCGCUCUCCCCCAGCAGCGACAACCCGUCGCUCACCCCGUCUCCGCUCUCCUCCACCUCGUCGCGCUAAGUCGCCGCCGCCUCGCCGCGCAAAGUCACCACCUCCAGCUCGUGCCCGUGCUGUCAAAUGGCCAACGGCAUCAGCUAGCAUCUCCUUCGCGCCCAUGCCCAACCGCCCGGACCCUACACACACCAAGUCCCUCCCCCGCCGUCCCAACGCAUUCUGCCAACAAUACCGCGCGGCCCAACUCGCCUUUGCCAACGACGAGGAUAAUGAUAAUAACACGGAUGGGUACACCCGCGGUGCUAUCGAUAUCGUGAAGGGCCUGGAGCAGAAGAGGCAGAGGCGGAAGGAUAAGUUCUUCUCGAAGUUGUGUAAUCGUGCGAGGAAGGGGCAGCAGGUGGAGAGGAGGCCGCAGCCGGGGAAGGGGGCGGAGAGGAUGAGGGAGUUGGGGUUGCAGAUGGCGGGGAAGACGGUGGAUUAUAGGGGGGCGAAUGCGGAGUAUGUUUUGUCGAUCUGA
Messenger RNA from Pseudogymnoascus destructans, 3112 nucleotides. RefSeq lists its product as uncharacterized. The transcript has a single exon. Bases 728 to 3112 code for a protein of 794 amino acids. The record is from RefSeq and is a predicted model, not a curated record. Lineage: Eukaryota; Fungi; Ascomycota; Leotiomycetes; Thelebolales; Thelebolaceae.